AUGCCGGGACGACAAGCACACGGCCGGCCUCUGGUCUCCGCCCCCAAGGCCAGGGCUCCGAACAAAAAGUCCAAAGCCAGGGCGCAGAAGAAUGCGCUGGACGCCUUUGGCAUCGCCCAGGAGCGGUUCCCGACCAAGCACAAGAAGACGCCCAGGGCGCGGGAGCUCGAUGCAGAAAUUGAGCGGAAGCACGCGCGCGACGAGGACGAGGACGAAGAGGAUGAAGAUGAGGAGGAGAUGCCCAAGCGGAAAAAGGCAAAGGCUGUCUCUCGCCCCGACGACGACGACGAUGCCGAGUACGGCAGCGACAGCGAGGGCAACGAGUGGCGCCUAGGCGGGCUGCGAGAGGACGACGAGGACUCUGAAAUCGAAAGCGACGACGCUUUUGGUGACAGCGACAACGAGAAAUUCGAGGAAUACUCGUUUCGAGGAUCCAAGUCAAAGAAGGCCGAGGAUGAUGACUCGGAGGACGAUUCGGAAGACGAUGAGGGCCAAACCCUUGGAGCAGACGCGAUUGACCUUGCCACGGCAUUGGACCAAUUCGAGGAAGAAUCCGAAGACGAACCCGAGGCUGACGAUGAAUCCGGCUCCGGAGACUCCGACGAAGAGUCUGACGGAUCCUCUGAGGAAGAAUCUUCUGAAGACGAGGAAGACGAUGAGGCCGACCCCGAAAAGCUGGAAGCACUUCAGGGCCUGGUUUCUGACUACGGCGGGGCGCGAAACGAUGAGGACCAGCCGACGUCCAAGCCCAAGAUCAACCUCAGCGAUCUGGGGUUGACAGGCCUCGACGAUGCGUUCAUGAAAAAGUCCGUCAAGCUCAUGAACAAAGAGGAGAAGGAGAAGCGGCCCGGUGCGACCAAGCGCUUGGACGUGCCGCUGUCAAGACGGGAGCAAGGCCGUCUCGAUCGAGCUGCCGCGUACGAAAAGACCAACGAGACCUUGGACCGUUGGACAGAGACAGUCAAGCAAAAUCGCCGAGCAGAGCAUCUGAUCUUUCCGCUGCCGCAAAACUCAGACACCGCAGGACUGGAUACAACAGAGAUACAGCCCCUCACGGCCAAGCACGCCAACAACGAGCUCGAAUCCACCAUCAUGUCCAUCAUGGAGCAAAGCGGCCUCUCCAUGGAGAAGAAGCCGAAGCCGAAGCCGCAGGAAUUCGACGAAGAGGGGAACCUGCUGUCAAGGAAGGAGGCGUUGGCAAAGAAGCGCCAUGAGCGUGACCUUGCCGAUCGGGAGGCCAAGCGCGCCAAGCGCAUCAAGAAGAUCAAGAGCAAGGCGUAUCAUCGCGUGCACCGGAAGCAAAAGGAGCGCGACGAGAUGGCUGAGCGAAAGGCCAACGAAGAGGCCGGCGAGAUCGACUCCGAGGCGGAGCGCGAGGCACAGGACCGACGCCGAGCUCUGGAGCGGGUUGGCCAGCGCCACAAGGAGAGCAAAUGGGCCAAGAUGGGCGCUAGGACUAAGCGGGCGGUGUGGGAUGACGACUUCAGGGCCGGCCUGACGGAGAUGGCUCGCAAGGAUGAGGAGCUUCGGCGGCGCAAGGAAGGUCGGAGAGGUGGCGUGGACGACUCCGACUCGGACGCAACGAGCAGCUCGGGCGACGACGAUGACGAGGUCCUUCGUCGACAGCUCGAUGAGCUGCAAGACGAAGACGAUACACCGCAAACCGGAAUCAUGGGCCUCAAGUUCAUGCAAAAAGCCGAGGCUGCAAAGAAGAAGGCCAACGACGACCUGAUCAAGAAGAUCCGGCGCGAGCUAGAUGGGGACGACGCUGUCGAGUCGGAAGAGGAGGAGACGGGCGAGGUCGGCAGACGGAGCUACGGCACGGGCAAGGCGAACGCCUUUGAAGCCGCCAUCGACACAACCAAGCGAAGUGGCCGGAGAGAACGUGCUGCAAAGGACCCCAACGAGAGCGACGGGGAUGUUGUGAUAACGACAAACGGCUCUUCGAACGCAGCCUGGAGCCAGCCCGCCCACACGCCUGUCGAGAUGGCCGCGUCCAACCCCAAUGCGUGGACACAGGGCGAGACGCGCCGCAAGAAGAAGGGCACCACCACCUCCAGCUCGCGGGCGGAGGGCCUCGACUUCGACACCACCGUCCAGAACGCCGCCCGGCCGUCCAAGCCGAAGCCCCGCCGGCCCGCCCAAAACAACAACGACGACGACACGAGCGCGUCCGAGUCGGAGACGGAGCAGCACCUGCCGCUGGCGAUCCGCGACCAGGAUCUCCUGGCGCGCACGUUCGCCGGCGACGAGGUCGUGGCCGAGUUUGAGCGCGAAAAGGCCGAGAUCGCCGAGGCCGACGACGACAAGGUCAUUGACAACACGCUCCCCGGCUGGGGCUCGUGGGUGGGCGACGGCGUCAGCAACAAGGAGAAGAAGCGCCACCAGGGCCGCUUCCUGACCAAGGUCGAGGGCAUCAAGAAGAAGGACCGGCAGGACGCCAAGCUGGAGAGGGUCAUUGUCAACGAGAAGCGCGUCAAGAAGAACGACCGGUACCUCGCCUCGCAGCUCCCCCACCCCUUCGAGUCGCGCCAGCAGUACGAGCGCUCCCUCCGCCUGCCCGUCGGCCCCGAGUGGUCCACCAAGGAGACCUUCCAGGACGGCACCAAGCCGCGCGUGCUCAUGAAGCAGGGCAUCAUCGCGCCCAUGUCCAAGCCCACGGCAUAA
This is a messenger RNA of Purpureocillium lilacinum, 2667 nucleotides long. Lineage: Eukaryota; Fungi; Ascomycota; Sordariomycetes; Hypocreales; Ophiocordycipitaceae. The record is from RefSeq and is a predicted model, not a curated record.